AUGGGAAGAAUGAGAUUGUGGAAUUUCUUCAAGUCAGUAUCAGAGAAGGCUCCAGGUGACUAUGAUCCUGGACGUAGCGGCCGGGUGGGCUUGUUCGCCAUCGUUGCGCUGCAGCACGCCCUUUUGUGGAGCUCGCUAUAUGUCCUGGGAAGCGAAACGUACCUGCUCAUCGAGCACGAUAUCGGAGGCGAUGUCCUGGUCUCUGCGAUGAUGCUGUUCGUGGCCGGUGGCAGCUCCUUGGUAUAUCUAACGCUACAAAACGCGGCUGCGAUGUUGUUCGUGCAGAGGUCGGACGUCCACGUUCAACCGAACAAGAAGCGUGCAAUGCAGUGGCUUGCACUCAUAUCAAUUCGACUUAGUGUCACAGCCUGGCUCGCUGCUUGCGGCCUCAAUGUUACCUCCACAUUCGCUCGGCAGCCAUACUGCUCGCGGAUUGGGAACCGUACAGAUUCCGGCGGGUUCAUCAACACAAGCGUCGCCUGCAUUGUUCAGCGCACCGAUGUCGGUGCGAGCUCGGUUUGCUUGUACAGGCUCGCGGCAAUCCUGCUCUUCAUCCUCUUACACAAGAUCACGGAGACGUUUCGCGCCCGUCUCUUCGGCAUCGUGGAACAUCCGGCAGAUAUUCCUCCGACACUCCCAUGUUACGCCGUCCCCGGGCGAGCGAAAGCCUUGGAUAUGUCGUUCAACUGCCGAUCAUUGAGUUCACUUUCCUCGCACACUCUCGUCGCAUCGCCAAGCGAUUCGACAGCACAGCUCCUCCCAGCAUGCCCAGGGAAAGCUGUCAUUGGCCUAGGCAUCGUCUACGGCCCACCGACACGGAAACAAUCAGCGCCAUCCCUCCUCAUGCCGAGACCUUCACUGUCUUCCAUACGCACUCACACCACAAUGGCGACCCUCCCACCUCGGUCACCGUUACUACCGCUGCCUGCAUAUUUCCCAAACAAGUACCGCAGACUCAGCGCCAUACCGCAGGCCAUUCACUCACCACGCAUUCACAAGCUACCUAAGCUGGACAGAUCAAGAAGCUACAAGGCGGUCAAAAUGAUCCCACCGUCGCCUAUCCUUUGCGCGCGGAAUUUGGCGGCGUUCAAUAGAAGCACGGAGUCACUGUCAAGCGUCUACAGUCGGAGCGUCAGUGGCGAGAAGCGUUCUUCCGUUCCUGGUGUAUCUCUGGGUGAAGCCAGUCGCAGUUAUAGCUCGACUACCUGUACGAUUGUGGUCAGAAGUCCGCUUGGGACAAUGCGCAUGGAGAAUGAUCCAGACGUGGCCGCGGUGCUGGAAUGGGACAUCAAAGGCCUCACCAUUCAAUGA
Baudoinia panamericana UAMH 10762 is the source of this 1311-nucleotide messenger RNA. RefSeq lists its product as uncharacterized. Bases 1 to 1311 code for a protein of 436 amino acids. The transcript is spliced from 3 exons. NCBI's taxonomy places the organism in Eukaryota, Fungi, Ascomycota, Dothideomycetes, Mycosphaerellales, Teratosphaeriaceae. The record is from RefSeq and is a predicted model, not a curated record.